This is a messenger RNA of Symbiodinium natans, 291 nucleotides long. The record is from the annotation of a GenBank genome assembly. NCBI's taxonomy places the organism in Eukaryota, Dinophyceae, Suessiales, Symbiodiniaceae.
AUGACGCGGCUUCACCAGCAGCUGGUCGAGCAGAGGCAUGCCUCCCGACUCCGGGCGGCCGCCGCAGCUGCCGAGGUGCGUCUGGAGGACCUGGUCGAGAUCAUCCGCUCUGCCAUCGAAGAUGGCUUCGCGCCACGCAGUGAGUUUGAAGCUGUGGAGCGCAAACUCACGGAUCUCAUCGGAAGCCUCACGCGCGAGGCCAACGCCGAUGAGUUGGCGGAAGACAGGGCGGAGGGGUACGUGAGGGCGCUGGGCCCUUUGCCCGAGGCGCAACCUGCCGCCUUCUGGUAA